GAUCACCUCAGGCGGACGCAAUCGAUUCGAUCUCCUCUUGAGCCUUGAGUUCGGAUUUCUGCUGUCGAUUCGACCAGGCGGGCUUGUAUAGGCGACCAAUAUCUCGUUCUUAGGGUUUCAAAGAGGGCGAUCCUCUCUUGAGGACUCGAGAUGCAGAAGCUCGGAUUUUCUGGCAUGAAGAGCUUGGAUCAUCUCAGAUCCGUCCAUGGAUCUCUUGCUGGAGCUGCGAAAACCUCUCAGAUCUCAAAUUCCCGGCUGUCCUCGGAUUCCAUCUCGCAUGGGAGCUUUGCCAAUCUAAAGCUCACCGCAGAGAGGUUGGUUAAAGAACAAGCUUCGGUGAAAACCGAUCUUGAAAUGGCGCACACAAGGCUAAAAAGAGCAACAGAGCAGAUACAUGUGCUAGAGGCCAAACUACAGCAAGCAGUCAAUGAAAAUGCAAAGCUUAAAGUAAAGCAAACAGAAGAUACAAAGCUCUGGAAGGGAUUAGAUUCAAAAUUUUCUUCAACCAAGAUGCUGUGUGAUCAGUUAACUGAAACAUUGCAGCACUUAACUUGUCAGACUCAUGCAGCUGAGGAAAAUAAGAACUUCUUUGAAGAAAAGCUUGCACACAGUUCAAAAGCUUUUGAUGAUUUGAACUGUCUUCAAAAUGAUUUGUCUGUGAAGUUAGAGUGUGCAGGCAACACAAUAAAUGCUGGGAAACAAGAGAUAUUGGAACUCAGGAGGGAGAAAGAAGAAAUGGAGAAAUAUUUCAGGGAUGAGCGCUCUGCAACUGAUAAUGUCAUAAAGGAAAAAGAUGCGGCUAUGAAACAGUUAGAAGAGAUUGUUGAAGAGAAAAAGGCACAUUUGGAGACUCUGGAAUCCCAUAUGCAAGAAAUGCAACAUGAAUUCAGUUUAAAAGAAGAUUCCUCCAAAUGCUUGAGAGCCACCCUAAGCAACCUGGAAGAUGAAAGAAAUGCUCUGCAACUUAGCAAUCAGAAUUUUGCGCAGAAAAUAGACAAAUCAUGCCAAGAGUUUAAGGAACUUGAAAUGCUGCUUAAUCACUUAGUGAUCCAACUAGUUGAAUCGAACAAAGACAGUGCAACCAUAUCAGAUCAGGUUUCUAGGCUAUUCUUGUCAUUUGGAGCUUACGACGAGUUGCUUCAGCAGGAGAAAUGUUUAGCUAUAAAGUCUGCUCAGGGAAAAUAUGAGCAACUCCAUGGACAAUUUAUGCAUACCAGAUCAGAAAAUGAUGCCUUCAAAAUGGAAAUUGAAGAGCUAAAGAAUAAAAUUAUGGAGCUGCAGAAAGCUCAAGAAUUUGCUAUGGGAAAGAUUGCCUUAAAGCUGCAUGCAUACCUCAAAAGCUUGUUUGGGAAUUCUAUUAAUCGGAGCCUACUUCCUGGCCAUGCUUCUGUCGUUCUCACUGCUCUUUCGGAAGCCUUUUAUUGUGAUGAAAUCAGAAAUUCAAUGGCACCAAGAGCAGCUUGUUUCUCACUCUCUCCUUCUUUCGAAGAUACUGGUGCUUGA
Molecule: messenger RNA, 1503 nt
Organism: Phoenix dactylifera (date palm)
Lineage: Eukaryota; Viridiplantae; Streptophyta; Magnoliopsida; Arecales; Arecaceae
Source: RefSeq, a predicted model, not a curated record